This is a messenger RNA of Lytechinus variegatus (green sea urchin), 2438 nucleotides long. RefSeq names its product choline dehydrogenase, mitochondrial-like. Bases 253 to 2052 code for a protein of 599 amino acids. The transcript has 3 exons. Gene Ontology annotation, molecular function: choline dehydrogenase activity; flavin adenine dinucleotide binding. Gene Ontology annotation, cellular component: mitochondrial inner membrane. Lineage: Eukaryota; Metazoa; Echinodermata; Echinoidea; Temnopleuroida; Toxopneustidae. The record is from RefSeq and is a predicted model, not a curated record.
CAAUGUGCACACAACAUACAGAUGAUGAUCCUCGACCUCGAAUUCGAACGCGGCGUUUCGAGGAUCAUCGUAUGUUGAUGGCCAUUCCUGAUCAGAUCUUGAUGAUUUCUCUGGGCAUCUAUGGUACGGUAUACGUUUCGUGAUAUCGUCAGCUAGUGAAAGGGAGCUAAACUGGAAUGCAACCAAAGUACAACUUACUUCACCUCUGUGUUAGUACCUGAUCCCAGAUGACUCAUUGACCUCACAAUCAACAUGUUUUCAAUGAAAGCCAGACAAGGUUUGCAGGCUGUUAAACAACUGGCCAUACUUCCUAACUCAUGCAGAUCCCAAAGACUAUUUAGUGUUCAUAGAGGUGAGGAUGAAUACACACACAUCAUUGUUGGAGGGGGAUCUGCUGGAUGUGUCCUGGCAAACCGUCUUUCUGCCUUACCUAGCAACAACAUUCUUCUUCUUGAAGCUGGGCGCAAAGACUACACAUGGAAGAUCCACAUGCCUGCUGCUCUUAUGUAUCCUCUGGGGAGCAAAACCUACAACUGGUAUUACCACACAGUUCCUCAAAGGCACAUGGAUAACAGAGAGAUGUACUGGCCAAGAGGUAAGGUCCUAGGUGGAUCAUCCUCUAUCAAUGCAAUGUGUUAUGUUAGAGGACAUGCUUAUGAUUACGAUAGAUGGGAACAAGAGGGCGCUUUAGGUUGGUCUUACGCAGAUUGUCUACCGUAUUUUAAACGAGCCCAGUGCCAUGAACUUGGUGAAGAUGAAUACCGUGGAGGUGAUGGUCCCCUUCAUGUAUCUCGAGGUAAAUCAAACAAUCCUUUGUUUGAGGCAUUCAUAAAAGCUGGUGAGCAGUGUGGAUAUCCAUACACCUCAGACAUGAAUGGAUACCAACAAGAGGGAUUUGGAUACAUGGAUAUGACAGUCCACAAUGGCAUAAGGUGGAAUACAGCAAAUGCAUACCUUCGAUCAGGGAAUGUACAAAAGAGGGAUAACUUGACUGUCCUUUCAAGGUCUUUUGUUGAUAGGAUUGUAUUUGAAGGAACUAAGGCCGUUGGAAUAGAGUACACACGGAACAAAGCUAAGAAGGUUGUAAGAGCAACACAGGAAGUAGUUUUGUCAGGAGGUGCAAUUAACUCACCGCAGUUGUUGAUGCUUUCCGGUGUAGGGAAUGCAGAUGACCUAACAGAUCUGGGCAUCCCAGUAGUUGCCCAUCUUCCAGGUGUAGGACAAAAUCUUCAAGAUCAUCUAGAGGUCUAUGUUCAACACCGAUGUACGAAACCCAUUACAUUGUACAAGGCUCAAUGGAAGUUUCCUCACAAUAUGGUUGCUAUCGGGCUUGAAUGGUUUUUGUUUCAGACCGGCCUAGCUGCUACUAACCACCUAGAAGCAGGGGCUUUCAUCAGGAGUCGUCCUGGAAUAGAUCACCCAGAUCUCCAAUACCACUUCCUUCCAUCGGUUGUCAAUGAUCAUGGGCAGAAACCUGGUCACUGCCAUGCCUUUCAAGUUCACAUUGGUUCUUUGAGAGAAACUAGUCGAGGCUUCCUGCAGCUCCGAUCUCCUAAUCCCAGAGAACAUCCUAUUCUUGAUCCCAAUUAUCUUGCCACCGAGGAUGACCGUUGGGAUAUGAGAGAAGGUAUUAAGCUCACCAGAGAGAUCUUUGCUCAGACUGCCUUUGAUCCCUUCCGUGCUGAGGAGCUUCAACCAGGACCUAAUGUCAACACUGAUGCAGAGAUAGAUGCAUUUAUUCGCGCCAAGGGAGAUACUGCCUACCACCCUUCCUGUACAUGCAAGAUGGGUUCUGAAGAUGAUCCAAUGGCUGUUGUAGACCGCAAUACCCGUGUCCUUGGUUUGGAGAAUCUUAGAGUUGUUGAUGCAUCCAUCAUGCCUAGUAUUGUCAGUGGCAAUCUUAAUGCUCCAACCAUUAUGAUAGCUGAAAAGGCAGCUGAUAUCAUCCUUGGCAACACACCUCUUGAACGAUGUGAUGUACCAGUCUGGAAACCUGCUACAUUAGAAACCCAAAGAUGGUCAGGAGAUGUGAAGCUUGCAGCAACUGGUUAAAGAACAUUCAAAGAAAAAAAAAAUGUUUGCUCAUUUCUGCUAAUGUUAAAAUUUGCCUUAUUUUUCCUUCUUAUUAGAUGCAGACAUGCGGAAGUCUUCUUGUUUGUGAUAGUCUGUACAAUGUGAAUAUGAAAGCAUUUACUGAGAUUGUACAUGAUAUUAUAUGAAACAGAAGGUGAUUGCUAAAAUCAAAUUGCAAAAUCAAAGGAUUUUGUUAGAUUUUAAUUGUGAAUUUUUUUUAAUUUAAAUUGUGCCUUAAAAUUGUGUCGGUUUUGAAAAAAAGUUUGGAAAAUAGAUAUGUUAUUUUUUUAUGCCUCGGUUAGCUUCUUCCUAUCAGUGGCAGAAGCAUAAAGUUUGGCUGCGGUUGAGAAUUCAUCUAGACACUC